AUGUUAUUAGAGAUAUGCAUUUUAUUGGGAUUAUAUGAAAAAGUCAUAUGCUCAAUUAUACCUGACACCCUAACCCCAUUUCGUACACCAUUAAAUAAGGAGUGUUACGAUAGUGAACAGUCCGGGAAGUUAGAUCAAGGAUAUUCUGGCUUCAAGAUCAGUAAAGUUUACAAAUUUCACACAAAUCCAAUCAACUUUACAAAUUACUUGCAAGUGGUUUAUUGUCAGAGUGGGAAAAAAAUAUGGGAAAAGAGUGAUCAAGUAGACGUGGAUGAUAUGCAAUGGGAGGUACCUUUGGAGGUUAAUUUUGACGAAGGGAAGUGGUUUUUCAGCUUUGUAAAAAGAGACGUUUACAGGCAAAAGAAGUUUUCUCUGUUUUUACCGGGGACCUGGGUGGGUGGUUUUUUUCUUUGUGCAGACACGCAGUGUAAACGGAACGAAAUUAUACCUUUAAUGCCUUUGUAUGCCGAUGAUUAUCGAAACCACUGGAAAGAAGUCAACGUAAAGAACAAAUUUCACAAGCUUGAAGUUACCAAAACUGUACCGUUUUUAAAGACUCCUCUGGAUAAAGUCGACCUUCUAAAAUUAGUCUCUGAAAGAGGAAGUACUCCGGGGGUAAAACAGAAUACUAGCACGAUUCCUGCAAAACUACAAAGAUACAAGGAACGGUUUUUGCGAAAAAUGGGAAUUACAAAUCUAAGAACGAAACCAGACAGUGAGUGGACCAGUCAUUUCACUUCAGAAUAUGAGGACCGAGAACAAGAAGGUUCAGAUGAGACUCGAAAGAAUAUCGAUACUGCGGUUGAUAUUUUCGCCGAAUAUGCAGACAAACCACAUCAGUUAGUUAAAGAAUGGUUGGCGAACGGUACCAAUAUGUCGUUUCCAAAGUGGAUUCGAUCAGGAGUGCAUAAAGUGGGGAAGAAACUCUUUCCAAUCAUCGAUCUUUAA
Molecule: messenger RNA, 948 nt
Organism: Huiozyma naganishii CBS 8797
Lineage: Eukaryota; Fungi; Ascomycota; Saccharomycetes; Saccharomycetales; Saccharomycetaceae
Exons: 1
Coding region: 1-948 (315 amino acids)
Source: RefSeq, a predicted model, not a curated record